This is a messenger RNA of Camellia sinensis, 1207 nucleotides long. RefSeq lists its product as uncharacterized. Lineage: Eukaryota; Viridiplantae; Streptophyta; Magnoliopsida; Ericales; Theaceae. The record is from RefSeq and is a predicted model, not a curated record. Gene Ontology annotation, biological process: plant-type secondary cell wall biogenesis.
CAUUUUCUACAUCCUAAUCAUUAAUUGAAGAUUUUAGGACAUAGUCACAAAAUGCCUAUUCUCAAAAACAUUCACAUGGCUUAUUCAUAUUAUUCUCCACCACCACCACCCUCAUUAUCAUCGUCACCGCCGCCGCCAUGUAACCCUGUCAUUGCAAAACCUCCACCUCCACCUAACAUGGGCCAAACACCACCAAGUGGAGGACCAAUCAUGCCACCACCAUCCCCUACACCACCACAGUCCACUACUCCACCAGCUGUUAUGCCACCACAGUCCACUACUCCACCAGCUGUUAUGCCACCACAGUCCCCUACUCCACCAUCUGUCAUGCCACCACAGUCCUCUACUCCUCCACCACCAGGCAUCCCACCGCAGUCGCUUACUCCACCACCAACAUAUAAUCUACCACCACCUGUACCACCACCACCACCACCAUCUAAUCUACCACCAACACCUACAUCUCCUCCUCCCUCCACUAAUCCAGCUCCCACACCAACAGCAACUUUUCCACCUCCACCACCAUCAAUUGAGUGGCCACCUCUAGCACCAGCACCGCUACCUCUUUAUCCCGGUGUCCCUCCUCCUCCUCUGGCACCCACACCACAUUCUUCAAUCCCACCACCGCCCCCGGGAGGCAACCACACAACCAUCAUUGCAGUGUGCGUCUCGCUGGGCGGUUUCUUCUUCCUUGCAUUUCUUGCUAUCGGUUUCUUCUGCUGCUGUUUGGCGAAGAAAAAGAAAAAACCGGUCAUGGUUCCAGCAGCCGCUUGUAGCGAGGAGCAUUCACAAGAAGAAGGCCCAUAUGGUGAAGAAAAUGUGGCCGUAGUAGUUGCCAGUGAAGAAGAAAUUUAUGAAGUUGGAGGCAUAAGUGGUGGCAACGAUGGUGGCGGCGGUUCACAUGGAGGUCGUUACACUGGUGCUCCGAGCUAUCAGAAUUGCGGCUAAUUAAGGUUACCUUAUAUGCUUCCACAGCCAAACAGCAAGUUGCUUUACUAUGCAUGCAAUAGUUGUAUUUUCCAAUAUAUCAUUAAUAUAUUUAUUAUUUUAUUGAGUGAUAUUAGAGAUUUUAAAUAAUUUAUUAAAUUUUUUAUUAAACUUUUUAUAUGAAGGUAAGAUUUACACAUAUGUAAAUUUGUAUGAAUCCCAUUCCCAUAUAAAAAGUUUGAUAAAUUAUUUAAGAUGGAUUUUCGUAUUUCAUUUGUCAUCA